Molecule: messenger RNA, 186 nt
Organism: Linnemannia hyalina
Lineage: Eukaryota; Fungi; Mortierellomycota; Mortierellomycetes; Mortierellales; Mortierellaceae
Source: the annotation of a GenBank genome assembly
AUGUGCGUAACGGCAACAAGUGUGAGCUAUCAUGUCGAGGAUGAGUCCAUCACGCUCGAGUUCCCAGAAGUGCUCCACAUUGGCACCUCGUGGAUCCUCGAGAUAGCCUACAUUGGCCUCAUCAACGACAAGCUCUCUGGCUUCUACCGAUCUGUUUAUACUGAUGCUGACAACAACGUCCAGUAA